AUGGCCACAUAUGCCUCUCGUCACCCUAGCAGCUAUGCUACCCAUCAAAAGACUCUGCCCAUCAUCGUGCCCAAGACUCCUACUUAUAGCUAUCCCGUCUCCAAAGUAGCCGUGUCCCCGCCAGAGCUGCCCGACACCGGCACCUCUUAUGGCGGAAGUCGGACAUCUGCCGGCUCCUACUCGGCAAGAUCCAGCAAUUGUGAUUACGCCCCGAGCUUGAGCAGCGGCGAUUAUGACUCCUACAACCCACCUCCUGGCGUCGACGUCGUCGACAUGCUCAGCGACAGAAUGAACAGUGCAUUUGAACCCAUCCGAAUGGACCGCGCGCUGGCCAAGCAGGCGCAAACGUCCGGCCAGCUCAACGCCAAACAGCGAGAACUGCAAGAACUGCAAGCUCUCGCGCAAAGACGGUUGAAAACCGCGAGAGUCAACUUUGCGGAAGGGGUUGAAGCCGCCCGCGAGGCCCGGAGAGACAUCGAAUACACGUCCAAGAAGAUGUCGUAA
Capronia epimyces CBS 606.96 is the source of this 504-nucleotide messenger RNA. RefSeq lists its product as uncharacterized. NCBI's taxonomy places the organism in Eukaryota, Fungi, Ascomycota, Eurotiomycetes, Chaetothyriales, Herpotrichiellaceae. Gene Ontology annotation, cellular component: BLOC-1 complex; endosome. The coding region runs from base 1 to 504 and encodes 167 amino acids. The record is from RefSeq and is a predicted model, not a curated record. The transcript has 2 exons. Gene Ontology annotation, biological process: regulation of protein localization; endosome organization.